Stegostoma tigrinum is the source of this 9279-nucleotide messenger RNA. RefSeq names its product glutamate receptor ionotropic, delta-2-like. Gene Ontology annotation, cellular component: postsynaptic membrane; plasma membrane. Gene Ontology annotation, molecular function: transmitter-gated monoatomic ion channel activity involved in regulation of postsynaptic membrane potential; glutamate-gated receptor activity. Bases 766 to 3852 code for a protein of 1028 amino acids. Gene Ontology annotation, biological process: synaptic transmission, glutamatergic; modulation of chemical synaptic transmission. The record is from RefSeq and is a predicted model, not a curated record. Lineage: Eukaryota; Metazoa; Chordata; Chondrichthyes; Orectolobiformes; Stegostomatidae. The transcript has 18 exons.
UCCGAUGAGCAGAUAUUUCUGCAUGUCCAGCUUCAGAGAAUGCUGCAUAACGUCUGUUUUGCUAUUUACGCAAAUUGAACGUAUUCCCAGUUAUUGCCGCUAGUGGCUGCGUGGACCCGAUUUAUCUGGCGUGUCAUGUUUCUGACCGCUUUCAAAGCUUUGCUCCAAUACAAUUAAUUCAGAAUAUCGAGGUGACUUGUACCUCAGCUGCGUUCUCCCAGGGAAGAGACUUCCCAACAUAAACUGAAACCAGAGUACAACGCAAGCACCAGACAGAGGAAAGGGCUCCGCGUACGCUCUGCAGUUGGAGAUUGUACUAUUUCCCUGCUUUGUUUUCUCAGCCUUUCGCUUCUGAUUUGGCUGGCAUGGGUUUCCUGCUUCUGACAGACCCUGAAUCGGUAACUAUAACCGACGGUGAAAUACAGAUCUUUGCAAGAUCAUGACCGCGAGCGACUGGGAAGUAGCAGUUCCUGUCGAAUCCUGCAAUCUCAUCGCUAUAUAGUUUACCUUGUAAUCACUUUGUGCUUUCAACCAAUCUCCUGAAGAGUGGAUUCGGGAGACACGUUGCCUUUUUUGUCCAUCAGAAGAAGAGUCCGUAAAGUUCUAGAAACGUAUUUCCCACCAGUAGCAACAAAUCACCAGUUUCGACCCAGAUGUUUUAAUUAGUCCGGGGGAAUUGGAUCGCAACGUUUUGUGUUUACGUUAUGUGUUGUAAGCAGCGGAUAUUGAAUGUUACUGCCGUCUCCAGUUGACUGAUUAAAGGAAAUGGAAGUUUUCGCCGCUCUGAUUGUGUCCAUCUCUUGGAUCUUAUAUUCCGACAGUGUAGCUAGUGAUUCCAUUAUUCAUAUAGGUGCAAUUUUUGAGGAAUCUGCAAGAAAGGAUGACAAAAUGUUUCGAUUAGCUGUGGCUGAAAUGAACAUGAAUGAAGAAAUACUGCAAAACGAAAAGAUAACAUUCUCUGUCAGAUUUGUUGACUCCAACAAUCCAUUUCAAGCUGUUCAAGAGGCCUGUGAUCUUGUGUCACAAGGGAUUUUGGCUCUUGUUAGCUCUACUGGCUGUGCACCUUCAGCUUCACUGCAAUCCUUUGCAGAUGGAAUGCAUAUUCCUCACCUCUACAUUCAGCGCACACCAGCUGGAACUCCACGUUCUCAAUGUUCUAUUACAAGGAAUACAAGAAACAGUGAUUACACGCUUUCUGUCCGUCCUCCUGAUUACUUCAAUGAAGUGAUUCUCAAAAUAAUCACUGAAUUUUCCUGGCAGAAGUUCAUGAUAUUCUAUGAUGAUGCAUAUGAUAUUCGUGGGAUUCAAGAAUUUUUGGGCCAAGCUGGUCAACAGGGAAUAGAGAUUUCACUGCAAAAGGUUGAGGCCAGCAUAGGCAACAUGUUCACAGGCCUUUUCUCCACUCUUGGGUUUGAUGAGCUGAGCCGUUUCCGAGACAUGCUUCGAAGAGCCCUACUUUUCCUUAACCCACGUACUGCAAAGACCUUCAUUAGUGAGGCAGUUGACACUAAUUUGGCAGCUGUUGACAGUCACUGGAUCUUCAUCAAUGAGGAAAUAAAUGAUGCAGAUAUUCGGGAGCUGGCAAAGAGAUUGACUGGCAGGUUGACUGUCAUUCGGCAAAGUUUCCCAAUGUCAGAAAGCAAAAGUCAGUACUGUUUGAGAAGCAGUCAUCGAUUUUCUUCUGUGAUGUGUAACCCUAGAGAUCCCUUCACACAACACAUGGAGAUCUCCAAUCUCUAUGUAUAUGACAGUGUUUUGCUGCUGGCAGAUGCUUUCCACAAAAAGCUUGAAGAUCGAAAAUGGCACAGCAUGGCUAGCCUGACAUGUGUAAGAAAAAAUUCCAAGCCGUGGCAAGGUGGGAAGUCAACUUUUGAUGCAAUCAAAAAGAUCAGUUCAGAAAAUUUGAAAGAAACAGCUCAGGCAUUAUAUGAAGACAAAUUUAAGGGGAAAGUGAGUGGAUUAACUGGAAUACUCAAUUUUAGGGAUGAUGGGACAAAUACCAAUAUUCUGUUUGAAAUUCUUGGUACCAGUUACAGUGAGGAAAAGGAUAGAGGGAUUCAACGUCUAGGCCUUUGGAGUCCAACCACUGGAUUGAAUGGUUCUCUUGUUGAUCAAAGACUGGAAAAUAGUAUGGAAGGAGUGACACUGCGAGUUGUGACAGUACUGAUGCCUCCAUUUGUUAUGAUGUCAGAGAAUAUAUUUGGCCAACCUAAAGAAUUCUGUGGAUUUUCUAUAGAUGUUCUGAAUGCUUUGUCUGAGCACCUUGGCUUUAAAUAUCAAAUUUAUCAAGCUCCUGAUAAUCAGCAUGGUAGAUUACAAAAUAACGGAAAAUGGAAUGGAAUGAUAGGAGAGCUUAUGAACAAGAGAGCUGACAUAGCAGUUUCAGCCUUGACAAUUACUCCAGAGAGAGAGAAUGUUGUGGACUUCACUGGUCGAAUCAUGGACUACACCUUAGGAUUUCUACUUAAGAAGCCAGAACACAGAGUGGAUAUGUUUACCUGCCUUGAACCAUUUGACCUGACAGUUUGGGCAUGUAUUAUUGGCACUUUGUUUAUAAUAGGCCUGCUUGUCUGCAUGUUUAGCUGGGUAAAGCCAUCACCACUGCAAAUAGGAUCUGUGACUUCUACAACAUUGUACAAUGCUGCGUGGCUUGUUUAUGGAUCAUUUGUACAACAAGGAACAGGAGGAGACGUCCCCAUUAAUACUUUGGCAGUUCGCUUGUUGAUGGGAUUUUGGUGGCUUUUUGUUUUUAUAAUAAUCUCAACGUACACUGCAAACUUAACGGCCAUCUUGACCAACAAUCGAAUUGAAAACCCAAUUCGAUCUUUCCAGGACCUUGCCAAACAGACAGAUGUUCCAUAUGGUACAGUCCUUGAUUCAGAAGUAUUGCAAAUAAUCAAAACCAAAGGUCGAAAUCCAUUUGAGCUUGAACAAACAUAUGCUCAUUUGUGGAAUAUGAUAAACAAAACAAAUGGCUUGGAGAACUGCGUGAAGAGAAUUCAUGAUGGAAUUCAAAGGGUAAAGGCUGGAAAUUAUGCAUUCAUCUGGGAUGUUGCAGCCCUAGAAUAUUUUGUAGAGAAUGAACCUGAUUGCUCCCUUGUCACAGCAAGGAAUUCUAAAGUUGAUCGAGGUUAUGGCAUUGCUCUUCAAGAUGGCAGCCCCUACAGAGACAUUUUUUCACACAGGCUUCUAGAACUUGAACAAAAUGGUGAACUGGAUGCCCUAAAACAGAAAUGGUGGCCCAAAGUUGGGAAGUGUGAUUUGCAAAGUCAUGUUAAGACACAUGGAAAAGGAGGCCCAAUGGAUCUGCAAAACUUUGCUGGAGCAUUCUGUUUUCUAGCUUUGGGUGUUAUUUUGGCUUUCAUUGCUGCUGUGGUAGAAAUUUGGUGGAAAGGUGAAAAGAAAACAGAUUCUCCUAGAGAGGCCAGCAGCACUGUUCAACAUCAGGAUUGGUGGCUAAUGCCAGAAUUGCAAAAGGCCCAGGAGGAAGAACCCCAAUCCCAGGAGGACAACGAAAUUGAAAUCGAUCAGUUCCAGAAACAAACAGAUGAUUUCUCUAAAGUCAAUGAGAGCUCUGUUAAAUUUUCACCAUCAUUUGUAGACUUGAAUUCAUUUGAACUAUCUAUAAUGCCAACUGGUGAAAAUCGAGAACAAUAUAGUGAUUUCAGGAACACUAAUUUGACAAUGUCAACCUUCAUACCUGACCAGAUGCGGAGGACAAGCACAUGUAGCUUAUCAGCUAAGACUUCAUCUGGAUUGCCACUGAGUGGCACAGCUGGUCAACAAACUACACAAUAUGUAUGCACAUCACAAAAUGAGAGAGAUUGUAGCAGUCCUUCUUCCUUCCUCUGAUCCUAAUUAAGUACAGCCCUAAGAAAUGUGAGUUUCUCAAUAUUGUAAGUGAACUUCUUUUCAGAAGGAUUUGCCAUGUGCAGUUAUAAGUCUUGUUGAAUCAAUCUGAUUGCAUUGUUCAGAAGAUUAACAAUCACAUGCAUGUUCUACUUGAUCCCACACAAUUCUUAAAACAGUAGAACUCUCAUAUUGUUACAGCAAAUUUGCCAUUUAAUUUUACAAUGUAUGAAUGUAUACAUUUUCAUCCCAGGUUUAGUUCCAUUCUUCUCUUUAUUUUCCAUUUCAUCCGACCCUACCAAUCAUUUGCAGCUCAAAAAGAGUGGACAGAUGACCUUCCGAGACCUCCAUGAGUACUGCUGUAAUCUUGACCAUCAAGAUACAUACAAAAGCAAGGGGAAAUAAUGCCAAACUGAGGAAGUGCCUAAUCUCAAACUCAUCUUUCAAUAUUAAGUAGACUAUGUCAAUAAGAACGUUCACCAAAAUGAAGUCAAAUUAUUAGAAAUUAAAGAAACAAAUAAAAUCAAUCAAAAAAGUAUGAAUAUAAGAAGAAAAGAUGACAGUCAGAAAGAUGCUGUCUUAAUAUCAGAACUAAUUAUCUCUGAAGAUAUUUGAGGUUAUUGAGAUAAUAAGAAGGUAUUCUUUUUGUGGCAUACUGAAAAAAAAGUUUUGUGUGGAACAUGUGCUGCUUAGUUACUUAUGUCUAUCUGAAAUGCUUCAAUCUAGAAAAAUGUAUAUUACAUUGGCUCUAUGAUGGUACAAAAUAAUGCACUUUAGAGAAGGUAAUAGAAACAGUGUUACAUUUAUCAAUUUUAUAGCAACAAAUACAUUAAAAUAUAAAUUGUAUAACAUUAGUUUCACCAUAUUAUGAGUAAAAUAAAAUUGCAAAGUCUAAUGCUCAUUAUUAACUUGCAGCACCAAAUGAGGUGGUCAUUUUUUUAGUCUGUAUACUUUUUUGAGAAUUUUUAGAAAUUUUUUCUAUGAAGCACAAUUUAAGGUCAUUAAGUAAUCUAGUGCAUAAUUUGCUGAAAUUCUGCUCCUGUAUAAAAAGAUGUUUCCGCGAUAAUACGUAUUUUUUUUUACCCAUGCUCAAGAUAGUAUAAGCAGCUCAAUAUUGUAUCUGAUGAUAAAAUUGUAUGGACUAGCUAGGGGGCAGCAUCCUUUUGUGUAAGAGAUUAAACAAACUGUGUUGGAUUAUUCAGACGCUUGAGCUAUAAUUUUGCGUCAUAUGAUUUACUGUCAAUCUCCUUAUAAACUUCAAAUGAUUUUAAAAUGUACAAUAUUGACUACUUAAAAUAAACUGACCCCUAAUAUUUGUUUCUGUUAUGACCAUUACAAGAGUAGUAAAAAAAAACAACCCAGCUGUAAAUGACCUGAUAUAUAAUACUCCAAUGUUGGACUCGGUUGAGAAGGUUUUAGCUUCGUAGCAAUGGUAAAACAGUGCUUGAAAUUCUUAGUAUUUUAUUUUAAUUUUAAGUAUGAAAAUUGCUAUCAAAGAUCAUAAUUUUGUCUAAAAUAAUCAUUGGCUCCAUCCUACACACAAACUUCAAUUCCUAUUUUGGAAUUCUAAACAAACAACAUGUUAACUUUACUGUAAGAAGGCAAGGUAUAGCAACCCAGUGUUUAUGACUUGUACUUGUUUACGAUGAAAAGUACAGAAUUUUAUAAAAGGAUUUGUAAUGUCAGGUGUGGACAAAUUUUGACUUGGCUUUGAAAUGAUUUACGAGGAGGAUAGCAUGUUUGAUAUUUUAAGGAAGCUAAAUUUAAUCAGAGAAAGAAAGUCAUUAAAAGUAACCAAAGCAGAAUGAUACUAAUAGGUAAAAGAAUUGCACUAAAGAGUGGCAUAAACUAGAAUCAAAUAGUUUUCAUGCCAAGGUUUCAAAAAACAUUUUUUGCAGAUAUCCAAACUACAUUCUUCUAAAUUCUCUCAAUUCAGGUACUAUUGUUUUCGAUAGGAAAUUUGCACAGCAGCCCACAAUUUAAGAAACGUGAUUAAGGAUGACAAUGGAUUCCAAAAUUAUUUAGCUGAGAAGUGGUGUAGUGGACAGUGAAAAUGGUUACGUCAGAGUACAGUGGGGCCUUGAUCAGAUUGGUCAAUGGGCCAGUAGUGGCAGAUGGAGUUUAAUCUAGGUAAAUAUGAGGUGUAUCAUUUUGGGAAGGCAUAUCAGGCCAGGAUUUGUACACUUAAUUGUGAGGACCUGGAGAAUGUUGCUGAACAUAGAGGCCUUGGAGUGCAGGUUCAUAGCUCAUGAAACUGGGGUUGCAGGUGAGCAGGGUAUUGAAGAAGGUGUUUGAUAUGCUUGCCUUUAUUGGCCAGUGCAUAGAGUAUAGGAGUUGGGAGGUCAUGUGUGGCUGUACAAGACAUUGAUGAGGCCAUUUUUGGAAUAUUGCAUUCAAUUCUGGUCUCUCUGCUUUAGGAAAGAGAUUGUUAAACUUGGAAGGUUCAGAAAAGAUUUACAAGGACAUUGCCAGGAUUGGAGGGUUUAAGCUGCAGGGAAAGGCUGAAUAGGCUGGGACUGUUUUCCCCAGUGCAACAGAGGCUGAGAGAUGACCUGAUAGAAGUUUAUAAAAUCAUGAGGGGCAUGGGCUGGGUGAAUAGGUAAGGUUUAUUCCCAGGGUAGGGGAGUCCAAAACUAAAGGGCACAGGUUGAAGGUAAGAGGAAAAAGAUUUAAAAGGAACUUAAUGUCCCUUUUCACACAGAGGGUGGUGUGUGUAUAGAAUAAGCUGCCAGUGGAAAUGGUGGAGAUUGAUACAAUUGCAACAUUUGAAAAGUGUCUGGAUGGGUGUAUGAAUAGUAAAGGAUUAGAGCAAUAUGGGCCAAAUUCUAGCAAUGAGACUAGACUAAUUUAUGAUACCUGAUUAGCAUGGAUGAGUUGGGCUGAAGGGUCUGUUUCCGUGCUGCACAUCUCUAUGACUCUAUGAUUCUAAUUUGUAACUGGAAAGUUAAUAAGGAGCAAUAUCUCACAUACUACCACUUCCUUCCAUUUCCUGAGGCUUGCAGCACUAUGGGCAAUGCUGUGACCUGUUACCUGCCUAACCCUUGUGGCUUUUAUCUUCGAUAUCAAAGGAAAAUGAAAUGUGAAUGAUAUAGGUAAUAGCCCACACUGAUGUUUACCAACGGCAUAGUGCUGCUUUAAGCAGCCAUUGCUUGGUCAAAGUUUUCCCUCCUGGAAUGUAUUAUUUAAGUUAGACUAACUGAACAUUUUGGAAAGAAGAAGAUGUAUAGAAGAUAGUUCAUUCCUGAUGAACCUGAUUGUCUUAUCCACUACUUCAUUCACCUCUUCAAAAAUAUCAAUGUCCAGGGAUAAAAUUGAUAUAAUAUGGACAUUAAAGCAUGCUUAACAAAGUCUCUUAUAAGAUAAAGUAAACUAGAAUUGAAGCUAUUGAUAUUGAAGACAAAUUUGGAAUUGUAACGAAUGGCAGAAUAAAGGAAGUAAGAACAGUGGUCUCAUCCUCUAUUUGUGGGAUGUGACAAAAUGUUAUCCUACAAAUAUCUGUUCUGUGACCCUAACACUUCCUCCAUAUAUAAAAAUGAUUUAGAUGAUGUGAUAGAUAGCUACAUAUCAAGUUUGCCGAUGACUAAGAUGACAAUAUUGAAAGCAAUAUAAUCAAAAGUGUAAUGUUAUGAUUUAAUUAAAUUAUUAAACAUGUUGCAACUGGAUUUCAAUGUGGCCAAAUAUGAAAACAUUGUUUUAAUUUAACUGCUGGAGUACAAGUAUCAUUCUAAUGCACUCAACCUAGGUUAAUUUAUCCUUCGUAAGCUGUUGUGACUAGUAUUUAUAUAAAGUAAUCCAGGCACUUUCUGACUAGAUCUUUGUAUGCCUAGUGUAUACCUUCUAAAUUCCCAUGUAUUAGUUAUCUAGAUAUAGAACCCAGUAAUCCAGUUGUGCUUUUAAUUGUUUUCUGUACUUGUCCAUCACAUUAUAAUGAUCUCUGUAUAUGAAGCUCUCCGUCUCCUUGGACUUCCACUAUUUCUAGCAUUCCAUCUUUUAGGAUUUAUUCUGCUCUGUACUUUCAGGUCCAAAGUGGAUAACCUCACCCCUUCUGACUUUCAAAUCUAUUCCCCAUUAAUGUUUGAAUUUUACUUCCAAUGUUACACUUCAAUUUAAACAGUUUACAAUGCCACUUAACACUAUAUAUCAUCAACAAUUUUUACAUAUAGCUCUUUAUUCCAUCACCUUUGGUAUUAAUAAAUAUAUGGAAUAAUCCCUAGAAUUUGGCAAUGUAAGGACUGAGAUAAUCAAAAUUGACAAGAUAUUAAAGUAAAUUGAUAGGCUAAAUGGAGGAUAGUUAUUCCUGUUGAUUACAGAACCUAAAAUUAAGGGACAAAGCUGAAGAAUUAAAGCCAGAUUUUCAGCAGCAAAGUUAGGAUGUCUGCACACAAAAGGUUGUUUGGAGGUUGCAACUUUUUCCCAGGAAUAGCAGCUGAUGCUAAACCAAUAAAUCAUAUUAAAUUUGAAAUUUUUUUUUGAUAACCAAAGGUAUGCAGAGAUAAGGGGCAAGUGUGAGGAAUAGAUUACAGAUCAUCCAAUGAGCUCACUGAAUGGUAGAACAGAUUCUAUUUGAUAAAUUGCCUCCCUCCCUUCCUAUGUUUCUUUGUGUGACUGAUAUAUUUUCAGAUAUUAAUGAAACUCCAAACUGUGUGACAAAAUAUGUGCAUUAAUUUCAUAUGACUAGGACAAGUAAUUGACAUGUGUAGAAAACUGAUGUGUUAAUUUGCAAACUAAUUUUCCUGUCAACUCCCUUGGAAGUGAUGUGAGGGGGGGGAUAAAAAGCCUUGUCACGUUAUAGCAAACACAAGUAGUUGGAAGUGUAAAUGAAGAAUUAACCUUCAUUAAUUUGUAACAUGUUCAAAUCAUUAUAUUGCUUGUUGGUAAUAAAUGUAGACAGCACAAUGGAACUUUGUUUGAAAUAGUUAAUUUCAUUCACCUUCUCCAAAGAGUGAAGACUGUGAGAAGUACUUGCAAUUAUAUUAGGAACAUGUAAUGUUAACAUGCUCAUUUUGUGAUGCUUUCAUUCUUUUGAGAGGCCUACAAAACCAUUAUGUGAAAUAUAGACCUCUUAGAAUGUUGUACUACUGCUGUAAGACUAUAAGUUUGCAUUUGUUAAAAUACCUGAUCUGAAAUUGUUGUUGCUUAUAUGAAUGUAAAACCAAUGGCGUAUGGACUGGAGAGGAGUACAACAGUGCCCUAACAGCUUAAAAAUGUUAUUAGAACACCUUUCCAUAAUGCUGCUAAGCACUCUUUUAUUCUCUUUUCAUAAUUGUGUUACUGUAUGCCCAAUUAGUGAACUGUUCUUAUUAUUGCCUCUUAUGUGCUCUCAUAUUCCUCCUUAUGUAUUUUAAAUAACAUCUUUUAUUACACUUUCCUGGUAUGUGUUUGCCUCUGACUAUCACAUAAAUCUAUUAUAAAUGCUUUUUAAAUGAAGAA